AAAUGUAUACAACAUUUUUUGCCAGCCAGCUUCAAGUCAAAGAAAAUUAUAUUUUUUUAUUGAAUUUAAUGUGAGACAAAUUGCUGGGAUAAGUUCAAAUUGUGAAAAUCUCGAUUGGAAAAGAAAAGCAACACAAGAAAAGAAUUGAUAAACAAAAAUGGAAUUAGUAAAUAACGUACAAAGACAUAUACCUACUCAACAGUUACAUACAUAAGGAAUAACGAACCCUAUCAUAUGCAUAGAUGGCAAAUAUUCCAAGUGUUUAAAUGAGCAAAUCCGUUUAAGCCAUUGGCAAUAUGAAAUAUUCAUAAAGGCAAAUCCAAAACGUGCGACUACGCAGGAAUUACCCGCCAAGAAGACACGCGUGAAGUACGUACAAAUACCGCAUUAAUGUAUGUGUAUAUGUGCAUAUGAGUAAGUGAGAGGCUGGGUAAUGACGCCGAGUGCGUGACUGUCGACAGCAAUCAUCAUAUCUAGUAGAGAAUCUGCACCACCGUCAAUCACGCCAAUGUCAACAGUUCGUCUUCAACAAGUGCAACACAUCCAUCAUCAUUACCAAAAGGAGCAACAACAGACAACACAGCAGCUCAGCAGCCCAGCAGACAACAGCGACGCAAUCGCACAGAAAUAAAUUUAAAUAAUGCUUGUAACUGGCUUUUUAAUGGAUUCUACGCCGAUUUAAGUGAGCUCGUGCCACCAGCUCAACCACUUAAGGCAGCCGCUACCCGAUCAACGCUCGAAACUUAGGAACCUAUUGCCAACAUCGAAGUGGGUGCGCCAACCACAGCGACACUCGUAAAAUAUUUGAACUACACAUAGAGAAGGUAACCGAGAGAGAGAGGAAGGCACAAAAAUGUUCGAUACGAAAUGGUUGCCCGCCGCCUGUGGCAGUUUGGCACCCGCUCUUAUACCGCCCGCACACAUGUUGGUGUUGGCCUACUUUUGGGAAAAUUACUCGCGCUACGUUGAUAAGCACUUUUGUACAUGCUCCUGCUGGGACACCAUAUUCAAGGGGCCCUACGAGUCGGGUGUUGCCUCGUAUAAGCAUCUCUACUUCAAUGUCACACAAAAUUCAUUCAAAAUGUGGCUGCUCACUGUAUUCGCUGUUAUUGCGCUUUAUGAAUGCAUUAAACAGUUGAUUGCGUUGAUAUUGCAACAACGUUGUCGCUACUCGAUGUUGUUGCUCUUCUCGCUGUCGAUAUUUUCACACUAUUAUGCCUGGUGGGCGUACAUAAAUUACUACAACGAUGACUAUUACCAGCAAUGGAACCAUCAGCUAUUUUUUACGGUAACCGAAUUGAUAUCUUCCUUGCUGGUCAUGCAUCUCGCGAACACUACUAACACGGUCACAUCGAAGAAAGUAUUCUGCAUUGUUGGCAUCGCCAUACUGCACAUCACAGCCAGCAGUUUCGACCAGUUCUUCAUGAAUGUGGUGCGUGGCGAAGGUUAUGCACAUCAAAUAGUACGAGAUAUCGGCUUCAUGGUGCCAGAUAUACUGCAAUUAAUCAUACCAUUGUGGCUCUUCCGCAAGACGCGCAAGGAAUCGUACACAACGCGUCCCUUUUACCGAGACCGCAAUCUGCACAAAGACAUUGUGGCGAUGUUAUUCUUCGUGCUGGCGCUCUUUGUUGUCUGUACGAUUUUGUGAGAUAGAAUUUUCCAAUACCUGCAGAUGAUGAAUAGUGAGGAGGAAGCGCGCGCAACGAGACGCAUGAAUCUGAUGGCUCGACUAUACUUCAAUGUGUAAGGUAAAUAAUGUAUAUACUAUACAUAUAUACGUCUGUCUGAGUUACAGCAACAACAACCAAGUGUUGAAUUGAGCUGCACGCGUUUGUUGGUGGAUGCCGCUGAAGAGUUCUGAGCUUGCGGUGACACACUUUUUGCUGAAACUAAACGUUGGCGUGUAAGUCUAGAUGUAGUUAGUUUUAGCAACAAAUACAAACAAAAUAUAUAAAAUACGUACUUAUUUACUUACAUAUAUAUAUACAUAGAUAUAUAUAUUUACAUAUAUUAGUGUAGACCAAAGAACAAAGUUUUCCCCUCUCUAACCUUGUGAUAACUGUGUUUCUUUGAUAUCCUUCGAUUUUAACAAAUUUAAUCAUAUUUAUUUAAAUUUCUUACCUGUAGUGAUUAUUAUUUAGGUUCCUUAGGAAAAAUGUUAUAUAAUCUAAACAAUAUUUAAUAUUAGAAGAGAGAGGGUGUUUAGCUGUCAUUCAUAUACAUACAUAUAUGCAUUUUGUCAAAUAUUUUUAAACACUGAGUUUCAUUUCUUUAAAAUACUAUAGCACAUUAUUACAUGCAUCCGCAGUCACACACUCUGUCUUUUCUUACCUUUAUAUGACUCAACUCUACAUCCUUAAACAGUCUGCAGAAACCAGAAUUAAGGGCGCGGUUGUGGAGGCCCAUGAUAUUGAAUCGGCGUACGCCAACAGCUGUAGACUCUUAUAGAAUAUUGUGCCUUCUCUAUUUAGCUCUGCAGCUCCACUUAUUUUCUCCAGCAGUAGAUUGAAGAAGUCGCACGAUAGGGAGUCACCUUAUCUGAAACCUCGUUAGGUAUCGAACGGUUCGAAGAGGUCCUUCCCGAUCCUGACGGACCUUCCGGUCCGUCUGUUUACACAGCCGUAUUAAUUUUGCGGGGAUAUCAAAUUCAAACAUAGCGGCGCAAAGGCAGCUCCUUUUCGUGCUGUCAAAAAUAGCUAUGAAAUCGGCGAAAAAGUGAUGUGUGUCGAUUCUCUUUUCACGGGUAUUUUCCAAAAUUUGACGCAUGGUGAAUAUCUAAUCAGUUCUUGAUUUUCCAGGCCUGAAGCUGCAAUGAUAAGGUUUAAUCAGUUUGUUGACGGUGGGCUUUGAUCUUUCACACAAUACGCUCGAUAGGGAAGGCGAUUGAGGAGGCUUCUCCCACGGUAGUUGCCGCAGGUUGUGCGAUUCCCAUUUUUGUGGUUUGGGCAGAGCACACUUAGGUUCCAAGCGUCGGGCAUGCUUUCAGCCGCGUAAAAACACCCCAAUGAAAAGAAUAAUAAAUAUUCUGUGUGCCAAUAUCACAAUUCAGCUACUCAGUUUUUAAAUAUAUUUGACAGAAUGAUUAUAGAUGUAUAAGGUAUUAAAUGGAAUAGCUAACAAAUACAAUUAACGAAAUCUACAAUAUUAGACUUAUAUGCUAUAUUAAGAAUACUUAGUUUAAAAAAUUUUAUAAAUUUAGAGAACAAAUAUUAAAAUGGAGUCAUAUCAUAGCACAACUUUGUACACCGUAGAUGACACUCAAAAGACUCAUAACACAAGUAGAAACGUACCUACUCAUUAUACAUAAUUAGGUGCAUAUGUAUGUAAUAUUACACAUCAAUAGUGUUACAUAUAUACAGUUAAAGAAAUACAUUUAUAAUAUAAUUUAUGUUUAAAACCACUUCCUAAAUAUUUUUUUAUUAUGGUAUGCCAAAAAUUGAAGCCCAUAAGUCCUAUCGGGCUAUUUAGAACAGGCCGCCCAACAUUUUUAAUUUAUAGCAACACUCGACACUCGUCAGGGAUCCUGUAAUCGUUUUAAUUAUGGUUCUUCCAAAAAUGUGGUGCUUGCUAUACUAGAACCAAACAAACCAUCAUUUGUGAUUCAAAGAGAUUUAAACAGUUUGAUACCUAUGUAUACCAGAGAAAAUAUUAAAAUAUUAUUAAGUAAUUUCUAAAACACUCACAGAACACUUUUGUCUCCAAAGUUAUUCUUUGUAAAAUCAAAAGUUUUUCCAUUUUCUACUCCAAAUAAAGAAAGCAACGGAUUUUCUUCAAUAAAAUUGGAGUUUGUAUCAUCGAAAAAAAUAUGUAGUUUAAUGUUCAAAUACUACGAUUAUCAAUAUAACGUACUGUCAAUAUCGUUUAUAGAUGGCGAGUUUAGCUGCAUAUUCAUUUUUCGUUUUAGAAAUAUAAGAAAUCGUUAUUUUACAGUGGUUUAUGAUGUUGUCGAAAGAAAAUACAUGGGAGAUGUUCCAGCCUUUAAGCAGAUUCGUGCUUCUUCUUUCGCAGCCACACUUUCUACUGAUCAAAAUUGUAUUAAGUUUUCUAACGCUUCUGAGUCUUCCAUAGAGAGUAUGAGAGUUUAGCAAGAAAACUAGCCUUAUAGAAGCGUGAUGCUAAAAGCUAGCUCAAUGAAACAACAUCAGAUUUCAAACUAAUAUCAUCAACAAAUGACUUAACUUUAAUAGAAAAGAACGAUAUUCUUCGGCUAAAAUAUUUUAUACAAUACUUGACUGAUAGAAAGAUAGAAAAUAAUUGAGUUUUUGCAUUGCGACCUGUGGUCUAUUGUGCCCACUUCUAUACCACAUAUGGUCACAUAAGUCCAGCACCCUGAAUAAUUCCAGGAGCUUGCUGGGCGCGAUUGAGGUGAUGUGAUCCCUGUCCACCUAGAUGGAUACAAGGGCCUUGAGCCUGCUUCUACAAAUUGUGGGCAAUAUAGAAUCAGGUCUUCUGCAGUUUACUGUUUCAUGUCGCAAAACCGGCAGUUUGCGCAAGAGACUAUGCCCAUGUUGGACAAGUAUUUCUGAGCCUGCAGUGCCUAGUGUAGAGCGCGAUAAGGAGACGGAAAACUGAUGACUGAUAGAAGAAGUGAAACUUCUUUCAUUAAUAAUGUAUUUAUACUAUUUCAUUGUAAUACAAUUGAUUUGAUGUCAACAGCUUAAGACACUGUCCAAAAAAUGGUGUUUGGUCUGCUUAUUUAAAAGUUCAGAGAUUUUUAAGAAAGAUAUAGGAGCUUGGAGUUAGAAUCCUACAAAAUUUCUUGACUUAUUUUUCUUAAAGCUAUUUGCUUUAACCUUAUAUCCCGAUUGUUGAAGGCAUCAAUCUAAGAAAUGCAGAGUAUGAAGCUUAAAACAUAGUGAACUCUAGCACAUGAAAACAGUUUAAAGCACAUAAAACAUAUUCUGGUAUCUUACAUUAUAAGAAUACUUUUUUUUGUUCUUAACCUACAUUUACUGAAUUUCUAAUUCGUUUCAUAUUAUACAAAGAAUAUUUCCGCAGACACUCUUUAUAAAACCUUAAAUCCUUUCACUGUCACAUUUACAAUUUUUAUUUAUUUGUUAUUAUUGAUUUCACAUGUAACAUAAAGAAACCGAACAGUAUUGAAAACUCUCAGAUGAAACUAAAUAAUCUAAAAAUGUUCACAAACUUGUGGAAAUAAUAUAACUUGAAUUGAAACAUGAACCAGUUAGGAAGGGCUAAGUUCGGGUGCAACCGAACAUUUUAUACUCUUGCAACUUACAGGAAACAAAGCCAGGGAAAUUGCUUAAGGUGUAAAACGUCCACCUGAGGAUCAAAAUCCAAGCAAUUUUAUAUAUAUGUAAAUAUACUAUAUAUAGUAUAAUUCCUAUACUGACAGACACAUAAGGUUUGUUAGAAAAAGGAGAACCAUUAUAAGUAGUAUAUUAUAUGGCAGUUGGUGUAGUAAUGACCAGAUUUGUUCUAUUUUUCCAUAUACCACAUACUAUUAACAUGUCACCUACUAAAAAACAAAUCAUGUAGAAUAAAGUCAGCCAGAUGAUGGAAAAGGCUGAUAUUAGUUAUAUAGGGGUUAUGCCAAGUUUUUGCAAAUUUUUUUUUUAUUUUAGGCCCAAAGAUACACUCUUAUGAGUAAAAUACCUUCUCUACAAAGUCACCCGGAAGUUCGAAAAUCUUUAUAUUAGGUAUGUGGGGGCUAAGGGAAGUAUUGGUCCGAUUCAACCCAUUUUUGACACACAGACAUACUAUUGUCAGAGAAGUAAUAUUCCUGAAUUUCAAUUAUAUAUCUCAAACAUAAACCGAUAUUUUCGAACAAAAGUCAACUCAGACGAUGAGCUCGAGUUGCCGCGAGAAACGCGAGUGACCCUAGCGCAGCUUCGUUCUGAAUAUUGUAGCAGGUUAAACUCCUACUUAUCAUGAAUAGACCCUGACAUACCCAAUGUAUGUCCUGCUUGCAACGAGUCUCCGCAUGACACUGACCACCUCUUUGUAUGCCCUACCAACCCCACUCAUUUAACACCCUUUUCCUUUGGUCCGACCCCGUCGAAACAGCAUGUUUCCAGGGCCUCCCGUUAGAUAACGUCGAUGACAACACAGAUAACCUUUAAUAUCCUAACGGGUACUAAUAACCGUUAAAACAAGAAUAACAACAAUAAAAGUCAAAUAUAGACACAAGGUUCCACAUGUUCGGUACCUAGGGGCUUGAACAGUUUCCGUUGGAUUUGAACAAUUUUUGAUCAUAAGGUGGCAUACACUUAAGGCAUUAUUCGUGCAAAGUUUAAUCCCGUUAUAUUAAUUGCUUCUUGGUUUGAAUACUGGAAAGUUACAUAAUCAAGUGGAAUUUACUUUUAUAUGGGAAGUAGGUGUGAUUAUUGUCCGAUUUCGGCCAUUUUCGAAACGUGGCGUAGGAAUAUGAAACGGAAGCCACAUACGAAAUCUUGUCGAAAUCGGUUUAUCGGAUCCCGAGAAAUGGGAUUUUACCAAAAAGUGGGCGGUGCCACGCCCAUCGCCAAAUUUUUACUCGGGCCAAAUUUUUACGUCUCUGGUCUUUUUGGUUAGAUAAUAUUAUUUAUCGCGCUUUUAGUAGUUUUGAACAGUAACGGUACUGUGGUAAGGGAACGGGGUUGUCAUCCGAUUUCAUCCAUUUUCACGCUAUCGGUAGGAAUUUUUGUAGUAUUCGCGCUAGGCGAAUUGCGUUGUUGCAGCUUUAGCUUAGGAGAUAUA
Messenger RNA from Bactrocera neohumeralis, 6699 nucleotides. RefSeq lists its product as uncharacterized. The transcript has 3 exons. NCBI's taxonomy places the organism in Eukaryota, Metazoa, Arthropoda, Insecta, Diptera, Tephritidae. The coding region runs from base 854 to 1648 and encodes 264 amino acids. The record is from RefSeq and is a predicted model, not a curated record.